This is a messenger RNA of Plasmodium relictum, 1104 nucleotides long. RefSeq names its product conserved Plasmodium protein, unknown function. The record is from RefSeq and is a predicted model, not a curated record. NCBI's taxonomy places the organism in Eukaryota, Apicomplexa, Aconoidasida, Haemosporida, Plasmodiidae. The coding region runs from base 1 to 1104 and encodes 367 amino acids. The transcript has 12 exons.
AUGAUAAAAGCAAUAAAAGAAAACUGUGUCAAUAAUAUAGAAAGUGAUAUACAAGAAAAGCAAUGGAUAGAUUUUUCGGAUGAUUUUACUUUUUAUUCAAACUACAACAAAAUUUCAUCAUAUCAUAAAGAAGGAUAUUUAGAAAAGAAAUGCUCUAAUUCAUGGUGUGGUUAUAAAAAAAGAUGGUUUAUUUUGAAGAAUAAAAAAUUAUAUUAUUUUAAAGAUAAAGAAAGUUUAAGGCCUUCUGGUGUUUUAGAUUUAGAUUUAAUUCACAUGAAUAUUAAUUAUGUAAAUGGAUUAAAUAGGAAGAAAAAAAUGGAUGAUUGUUUUUUAUAUUGUAUCGAAUCAAUAAAAUAUAAAAAUGAGAAUAAAAAUGAAUCAUUUUUGAUAUUAAACCCAAAAAAUACAGAUAUAGAUUUUUAUUUAAAAGGAGACGAUGAAGAAAUAUUAGAGUGGUAUAAUUUACUAAAUAGUUCAAUAGACAAUAAAAAAAUUUUAAAUCAGCCUAAAUUUAUUUUCUCAGAAAAUAAUUUUUGGAAAAUUGAUAGAAUAUCUGUCGAUGUUUUUGAAGCUAUAGCAGAUACAGGUGAUAUAGUACUAUUUAGAUCAAAGGUCACUUCCGCAAAACUGCAGAGAAUAAUAACAGGGGGAGAAUACGACCAUAUUGGUAUGAUCUUAAGAAAUGAUAAAAAUAAUCUAUUCCUUUUAGAAGCUAUUUCAAACAUGGGCAUUAUUUUAACACCAUGGAUCCUUUUUAUAAAAAACAAAUGGAAUGAAAGUUAUUCAAGAAUUGCUCUAAGGCGUUUAACAUGGAAUAACUCUGAAGAGAACCUUCAAAAUUUAUUAGAGUUUUUGAAAAAUACUAUAGGAAAAAAAUAUGACUUAAAAAUAGUUAAUUUUCUUACUUCAAAAAAUGAUGAAGAAAGUGGAUAUUUUUGUUCAGAGCUAAUAGGAGAAUGCUGGAAGAUAAUGGGAGUUAUUCCUUUAAAUACUUCCUGCUCUUAUAUUUUGCCAAGCAAUUUUUCUGAAAAAUUUGAAGGAAAAAUUAAGCUACAAUCAGGGUGUCAACUAAAUAAUGAACUCUGUAUAGAUUUUUCUCUUUAA